AUGGACGACUUGAUGACCGGUUGUAACGACGUCGAAGAAGGCCUGGAAAUACAUCGUCAAAUGACAGACUUAUUAGGAAAGGGUGGAUUUGCGCUUCAAAAAUGGAACAGUAAUAAUCAAGACAUAGUAAACAAAAUACAGGACAUAGAAAGUAAUAUACUAAAAGGACAAAUAGAUCAAAACAGGACAAAGGAUAACAAGGACAACACAAAUAAUCACAAUAUCAUACAGGACAUAAAAUCAAUAGAACAACAUAAACCAAAUAAAUCAGGAAAUAAACAAAACGAAGUAGAAAUAAAACUUGACAGUACUAUUAAAAUUCUAGGACUUACCUGGAACCGCAACGCAGACUGCUUCCAGUACACGGUGAACCUCCCGAUGCCCACGACCGCACCUGUAACUAAACGAGCUAUUAUUUCUGUGAUAGCACGACUUUUCGAUCCAUUAGGUUGGUUAGCCCCUAGUAUGAUUAUAGCGAAGGUCUUCAUACAGAAGUUGUGGCUUGCAGGUGUUGAUUGGGACCAGGAGCUAACCGAUGAUUCAAUAAAUGAAUGGAUACCGUAUCGUGAAGAGUUGAUAUUACUCACCAAGGUUCGGAUUCCUCGUUGGCUUGGUACAAAGUCGAACGACUAUCUGGAACUUCACGGUUUUAGUGACGCCUCCAAAACAGCUUACGCAGCUGCUGUUUACUUGCGAGUUGUCGGUUCAGAUGGUAACAUUAAUGUAUCGUUGCUGGUUGCUAAAACUAGAGUCGCACCAGUAAAACAAAUAAGUAUUCCGCGAUUGGAACUCUGUGGAGCGGUCUUGCUGUCACAACUGCUAUCGCAAACAGCUGAGGUCUUGAAUGUCUCUCAAGAAAGGGUCAAGGCGUGGACUGAUUCCACUGUUGUGUUGGCUUGGAUAAACAGCCACCCAAGCAGGUGGAAGACAUUUGUGGCCAAUAGAACAUCUGAAAUAUUAACCUCAAUGAAAGCGUCGCAAUGGUUUCACAUCUCCACAAAGGAUAAUCCAGCAGACUGUGCCUCGAGAGGAAUACUUCCUAGUUCAAUACCAGAAAACAAUUUAUGGUUUACUGGACCACCGUUUCUUAAGCUACAAAACGUAGUUUACAAUAGGCCAAAUCACAACAAUUGUACUACAGAUUUAGAAGAGUCAGCAAAGGUACAUGUAGCGACAAUUCCAAACGAAUCGUUCUUUGAUCGGUUUUCUCAGUUACGAAGAUUAGUUAGGAUUGUUGCAUACUGUCGUAGAUUUUUAAAGGAGAACAAAAUAUACAGAAAGGGAUAUUUACAAAAGACAGAAUUAGACGCUGCACUCGAAAGUUUUAUAAGAAAAACACAGAGAGAACUAUUUACAACAGAAUAUGAAGAAUUAAAGAACAAAGGCUAUAUACAAUUAAAAUCAAGCCCAUUAAAGUCACUCUGUCCUUACCUUGAUGAUAAGGACAUCAUGAGAGUUAGAGGGAGACUGGAAAAGUCAGAACUCAGCGAACAGAUGAAACAUCCUAUCGUCCUGCCUCACUCCAGUCACCUAACUAAGUUAAUCAUAGCUGACGCUCACCAUAAAACCCUCCACGGGGGUCCCCAGCUCAUGAUUAACUAUUUGAGAACAGCCUACUGGAUUAUUGGGGUUAGAAAUCUGGUCAAACAUCAUGUCAUCAAAUGUGUCAUAUGUGCUAGGCAAAGAGCCAGUACAAAAAACCAAUUCAUGGGCUCACUACCAGCUGUUCGUUGCAACCCAGCUCGACCAUUUCUUCAUAGCGGGGUUGACUAUGCUGGUCCAAUUAGCAUAAGGACAACAAAAGGGCGUGGCCAUCGGUCAUACAAGGGCUAUAUAUGCCUCUUUGUAUGCAUAGUCACUCGAGCUCUGCACUUAGAAGCAGUGAGUGACAUGAGCACUCAAGCCUUUUUAGCGGCGUUCAGACGCUUUGUUUCAAGGCGAGGUCAUUGUGCCAAACUGUGGAGUGACAAUGGCACUACAUUCGUAGGUGCCUCCAGGGAGUUACAGCAGUUGACAGCUAUUCAGUCAUCAAUAGCCGAACACCUCGAAACGAAUGGUACAGAGUGGCAUUUCAUUCCUCCUCACAGUCCCAACUUUGGUGGACUCUGGGAGGCAGGAGUGAAAUCUACAAAAUUCCAUUUGAAGCGAGUAAUCGGUGAAGAACCUCACCUUUGA
Parnassius mnemosyne (clouded apollo) is the source of this 2175-nucleotide messenger RNA. Lineage: Eukaryota; Metazoa; Arthropoda; Insecta; Lepidoptera; Papilionidae. The record is from the annotation of a GenBank genome assembly.